Molecule: messenger RNA, 9729 nt
Organism: Ailuropoda melanoleuca (giant panda)
Lineage: Eukaryota; Metazoa; Chordata; Mammalia; Carnivora; Ursidae
Gene: LAMA2
Product: laminin subunit alpha 2
Exons: 66
Coding region: 163-9585 (3140 amino acids)
Biological process (GO): regulation of cell migration; cell adhesion; regulation of cell adhesion
Cellular component (GO): basement membrane
Molecular function (GO): signaling receptor binding; extracellular matrix structural constituent
Source: RefSeq, a predicted model, not a curated record
CUGCCCCCACCCUCCGGCGGCGGCAGAGCCAGAGCCAGAGAGGGCUGUCUCCUCCUCUUAGCCGGCAGCUGCUGCUCUUUCAGCUCACAAGCCCGGGCCAGGGGACUGGGCGGCAGCGUCUCCUCGGGCUCCUGAGAAGUGGAUCCUCUCCGGGCCACCGCAAUGCCAGGAGCGGCCCCCGUCCUCCUGGUCCUGCUGCUUAGCGGGGGUCUCGGGGGCGGUCGGGCGCAGCGGCCACAGCAGCAACAGCGGCAGCGGCAGCCCCAGACACAUCAGCAGAGAGGUUUAUUCCCUGCUGUCCUGAAUCUUGCUUCUAAUGCUCUUAUCACCACAAAUGCAACAUGUGGAGAAAGAGGACCUGAAAUGUAUUGCAAAUUGGUAGAGCAUGUCCCUGGUCAGCCCGUGAGGAACCCGCAAUGUCGAAUCUGCAAUCAAAACAGCAGCAAUCCAUUCCAAAGACACCCGAUUACAAAUGCUAUUGAUGGAAAGAACACCUGGUGGCAGAGUCCCAGUAUUAAGAAUGGAAUUGAAUACCAUUAUGUGACAAUUACACUGGAUUUACAGCAGGUGUUCCAGAUUGCAUAUGUGAUUGUGAAAGCAGCAAACUCCCCUCGGCCUGGAAACUGGAUUUUGGAACGGUCACUUGAUAAUGUUGAAUACAAGCCCUGGCAGUAUCAUGCUGUGACAGACACCGAGUGUCUAACUCUCUACAAUAUUUAUCCCCGUACUGGACCGCCAUCCUAUGCCAAAGACGAUGAAGUCAUCUGCACUUCCUUUUAUUCCAAGAUACACCCCUUGGAAAACGGAGAGAUUCACAUCUCUUUGAUCAAUGGGAGACCAAGUGCCGAUGACCCUUCUCCUGAACUGCUAGAAUUUACCUCUGCUCGCUAUCUUCGCCUGAGAUUUCAGCGGAUCCGUACCUUGAAUGCUGAUUUGAUGAUGUUUGCUCACAAAGACCCAAGAGAGAUUGACCCGAUUGUCACCCGAAGAUACUACUACUCGGUCAAGGAUAUUUCGGUCGGAGGGAUGUGCAUCUGCUAUGGUCAUGCCAGGGCUUGUCCACUUGAUCUGGUGACAAAUAAAUCCCGCUGCGAGUGUGAACAUAAUACGUGUGGUGACAGCUGUGAUCAGUGCUGUCCGGGAUUCCAUCAGAAACCUUGGCGAGCUGGGACUUUUCUGACUAAAACAGAAUGUGAAGCAUGCAAUUGUCAUGGGAAAGCUGAAGAAUGCUACUAUGAUGAAAAUGUUGCCAGAAGAAAUCUGAGUUUAAAUAUACAUGGAAAAUACAUUGGAGGGGGUGUGUGCAUUAACUGCACCCAGAACACUGCUGGUAUAAACUGUGAGACAUGCAUUGAUGGUUUCUUCAGACCCAAAGGGGUAUCUCCAAAUUAUCCAAGACCAUGCCAGCCAUGCCAUUGUGAUCCAAUUGGUUCCUUAAAUGAAGUGUGUGUGAAGGAUGAAAAACAUGCUCGACGAGGCCUGGCACCUGGAUCUUGUCAUUGCAAACCUGGCUUCAGAGGCGUGAGCUGUGACCGUUGUGCCCGGGGCUACACUGGCUACCCAGACUGCAAGCCCUGUAACUGCAGUGGUGCAGGGAGCACAAAUGAGGACCCUUGCUUUGGACUCUGUAACUGCAAGGAGAAUGUUGAAGGUGGGGACUGCAGUCGCUGUAAAGCUGGCUUCUUCAAUUUGCAAGAGCAUAAUCAUAAAGGUUGUGACGAGUGUUUCUGUUCCGGGGUUUCAGACAGAUGUCAGAGCUCCUACUGGACCUACGGCCAUAUACAAGACAUGCGUGGCUGGUACCUGACCGACCUCUCUGGCCGCGUUCAAGUGGCUCCCCAGCAGGAUGAUUUAGACCCGCCUCAGCAGGUCAGCAUCAGCGUUGAGGAAGCCCACCGGGCCCUGCCGCAGGGCUACUACUGGAGGGCACCAGCGCCCUAUCUGGGAAACAAGCUUACAGCAGCUGGAGGACAACUGACAUUUACCAUAUCAUAUAAUUUCGAAGAAGAAGAUACAGAACGUGUAUUCCAGAUUAUGGUUAUCUUAGAGGGAAAUGACUUGAGAAUUAGCACGGCCCAAGAUGAGGUGUAUCUGCAGCCGUAUGAAGAACAUAUUCACGUGCUGUCACUUAAAGAAGAAUUGUUUACCAUACAUGGCACAAAUUUCCCUAUCAGUAGAAGAGAGUUGAUGACAGUGCUUGCGAAUUUGAAGAGAGUCCUCAUACAGAUCACAUACAGCCUUGGGAUGAAUGCCAUCUUCAGGUUAGGCUCUGUUGGCCUUGAAUCCGCGGUCCCCUAUCCUACAGACAGAAGCAUCGCAGCCGCCGUGGAGGUUUGUCAGUGUCCUCCUGGGUACACCGGCUCCUCCUGCGAAAAGAGACACCAAGCUAAUGCCUCCUCUAAUCUCAUACCUGCCAGUAACGCUAAGUCUUGUUGGCCUCGGCACAGACGAAUUAACGGCACUCUUUUUGGUGGCAUCUGUGAACCAUGUCAUUGCUUUGGUCAUGCAGAAUCUUGUGAUGACAUCACCGGGGAAUGCCUGAACUGUAAGAAUCACACAGGUGGCCCAUAUUGCAAUAAAUGUCUUCCUGGUUUCUAUGGUGAUCCUACUAAAGGAACCUCUGAAGAUUGUCAGCCCUGUGCCUGUCCACUCAAUAUCCCAUCCAAUAACUUUAGCCCAACGUGCCGUUUAGACCGAAGUCUCGGAUUGGUCUGUGAUGCAUGCCCUGUUGGGUACACCGGACCACGCUGUGAGAGGUGUGCGGAAGGCUAUUUUGGACAACCUUCUGUACCUGGAGGCUCAUGUCAGCCAUGCCAAUGCAAUGACAACCUUGACUUCUCCGUCCCUGGCAGCUGUGACAGCUUGUCUGGCUCCUGUCUGAUAUGUAAGCCAGGUACCACAGGCCGCUUCUGUGAGCUCUGUGCUGAUGGAUAUUUUGGAGAUGCAGUUGCUGCAAAGAACUGUCAGCCUUGUCGCUGUAAUAUCAACAGCUCCUUCUCUGAGAGUUGCCAUGCCCGGACAGGACAGUGUGAAUGCAAGCCUAAUGUGCAGGGACGGCGGUGUGAUGAGUGUAAGCCUGAAACCUUUGGCCUACAAUCAGGAAGGGGCUGUGUUCCCUGCAAUUGCAAUUCCUUUGGGUCUAAAUCAUUCGACUGUGAAGAGAGCGGUCAGUGUUGGUGCCAGCCUGGAGUGACAGGAAAGAAAUGUGACCGCUGUGCCCAUGGCUAUUUCAACUUCCAAGAAGGAGGCUGCACAGCUUGUGACUGUUCCCAUCUGGGAAAUAAUUGUGAUCCAAAGACUGGUCAGUGCAUUUGCCCUCCCAACACCAUUGGAGAGAAAUGUUCUAAAUGUGCACCUAAUACCUGGGGCCACAGCAUCACCACUGGUUGUAAGGCUUGUAACUGCAGCACAGUGGGAUCCUUGGAUUUCCAAUGUAAUAUAAACACGGGCCAAUGCAGCUGUCACCCCAAAUUCUCUGGUGCAAAAUGUACAGAGUGCAACCGAGGUCACUGGAACUACCCUCACUGCAGUCCCUGUGAGUGCUUCCUGCCUGGGACUGAGGACAGGACCUGUGACUCAGAGACUAAAAAGUGCUCCUGUAUUGAUCAGACUGGGCAGUGCACCUGUAAGGUGAAUGUACAAGGUGUCCACUGUGAUAGGUGCCGGUCGGGCACAUUUGGACUUGACGCCAAGAACCCACUUGGCUGCAGCAACUGCUAUUGCUUCGGGGCUACUACCCAGUGCUCGGAAGCAAAAGGACUGAUCCGUACGUGGGUGACCCUGAAACCUGAGCAGACCGUCCUGCCCCUGGUGGACGAGGCACUGCAGCACACCACUACCAAAGGCAUCGUGUUUCAACACCCAGAGAUUGUUGCACACAUGGACCUGGUGAGACAGGAACUCCGCUUGGAACCUUUUUAUUGGAAACUUCCAGAACAGUUUGAAGGAAAGAAGUUGAUGGCCUAUGGCGGCAAACUCAAGUACACAAUCUAUUUUGAGGCUCGGGAAGAGACAGGUUUCUCUACCUACAAUCCUCAAGUUAUCAUUCGAGGUGGUACCCCUACGCAUGCUAGAAUUAUCGUCAGGCAUAUGGCUGCUCCUCUAAUUGGCCAGUUGACACGGCAUGAAAUCGAAAUGACAGAGAAAGAAUGGAAAUAUUAUGGUGAUAAUCCUCGAAUCAGUAGAACUGUGACCCGUGAAGACUUCUUGGAUAUUCUAUCUGAUAUUCAUUAUAUUCUUAUCAAGGCAACUUAUGGAAAUAUCAUGAGACAAAGCAGGAUUUCUGAGAUCUCGAUGGAGGUAGCCGAACAAGGACGCCUAACAGCGCUGACUCCUCCAGCUCGCUUGAUAGAAAGAUGUGAUUGUCCCUCAGGCUAUGCUGGUUUGUCCUGUGAGACAUGCAUGCCAGGAUUUUAUCGACUGUGGUCUGAGCCGGGUAGCCACACUCCUAGACCAACUCUGGGCACCUGCGUUCCAUGUCAGUGUAAUGGACACAGCAGCCUGUGUGACCCUGAAACCUCCAAAUGCCAGAAUUGUCAACAUCACACUGCUGGUGACUUCUGUGAACGAUGUGCUCUUGGAUAUUAUGGAAUUGUCAGGGGAUUGCCAAAUGACUGUCAGCAAUGUGCUUGCCCUCUAAUUUCUUCCAGCAACAAUUUUAGCCCUUCUUGUGUCACGGAAGGCCUAGAUGAUUACCGCUGCACUGCCUGCCCACGGGGAUACGCAGGCCAGUACUGUGAACGGUGUGCCCCUGGCUAUACUGGCAGCCCCAGCAGCCCUGGAGGUUCCUGCCAAGAAUGUGAGUGUGACCCGCAUGGCUCGCUGCCUGUCCCCUGUGACUCCAUCACAGGACUCUGCACGUGCCGCCCCGGAGCCACAGGGCAGAAGUGUGACGGCUGCGAGCACUGGCAUGCACGCGAGGGCAUGGAGUGUGUGUUUUGUGGAGAUGAAUGCACAGGCCUCCUUCUUGGUGACUUGGCUCGCCUGGAGCAGAUGGCCAUGAGUAUCAACCUCACUGGCCCGCUACCUGCCCCAUAUAAAAUGCUGUAUGGCCUUGAAAAUACGACUCAAGAACUAAAGCACUUGCUCUCACCCCAGCGGGCCCCAGAGAGGCUCAUUCAGUUGGCAGAGGGCAAUCUGAACACGCUCGUGUCGGAAAUGAAUGAUCUUCUGACCAGGGCUACCAAAGUGACAGCAGAUGGCGAGCAAACUGGACAAGAUGCUGAGAGGACCAACAGGAGAGCAGACUCCUUAGGAGAAUUCAUUAAGGAGCUUGCCCAGGAUGCAGAAGCUGCAAAUGAAAAAUCUGUAAGACUAAAUGAAACUCUAGGAACUCCAGACAAGGCCUUUGAGAGAAAUUUGCAAGGGCUUCAGAAAGAGAUUGAUCAGAUGAUGACAGAACUGAGGAGGAAAAAUCUAGAUAAACAAAAGGAAGUUGCUGAAGACGAGUUAGUAGCUGCAGAAGGCCUUCUGAAGAAGGUGAAGAAGUUAUUUGGUGAGUCCCGAGGGAAAAACGAGGAACUGGAGAAGGGUCUCCAGGAGAUAUUGGCAGGCUACAAAAACAAAGUUGAUGAUGCUUGGGACCUGUUGAGAGAAGCCAUGGAGAAAAUCAGAGAGGCUAAUCGCUUAUCUGCAGCAAACCAGAAAAACAUGACUGCUUUGGAGAAAAAGAAGGAGGCUAUUGAACGUGGCAAGCAACAAACUGAGAACACUUUAAAAGAAGGCAAUGACAUACUUGAUGAAGCCAACCGUCUUGCAGGUGAAAUCAACUCAGUCAUAGAUUAUGUUGAAGACAUUCAAACUAAAUUGCCACCCAUGUCUGAAGAGCUUAAAGAUAAAAUCUAUGACCUUGCCCAGGAAAUAAAGGACAGGAAGCUUGCUGAGAAGGUGUCCCAGGCAGAGAGCCAUGCGGCUCAGUUGAAUGACUCAUCUGCUGUCCUUGAUGGAAUCCUUGAUGAGGCUAAAAACAUCUCCUUCAAUGCCACUGCAGCCUUCAAUGCUUACAGCCACAUUAAGGACUGUAUUGACGAAGCUGAGAAAAUUGCCCAAGAAGCUAAAGGUCUUGCGCACGAAGCUACAAAACUGGCAACAGGUCCUCAGGGUUUACUAAGGGAAGAUGCCAAAGAGUCUCUUCAGAAAAGCUUUGGGAUUCUUAAUGAAGCCAAGAAGUUAGCAAAUGCCGUUAAAGAAAAUGAUGACUAUCUGAAUGGCUUAAAAACCAGGUUAGAAAAUGCAGAUGUUAGAAAUGAAGAUCUCCUGAGAGCUUUGAAUGACACUUUGGGGAAGCUGUCAGCCAUUCCAAAUGACACAGCUGCUAAACUGCAAGCUGUUAAGGACAAAGCAAGACAAGCCAACGACACAGCAAAAGAUGUAUUGGCACAGAUUAAAGAUCUCCACCAGAACCUUGACGGCCUGAAGAAAAAUUACAAUCAACUAACAGACAGCGUAGCCAAAACAAAUGCUGUGGUAAAAGAUCCUUCGAAGAACAAAAUCAUUGCAGAUGCUGAUGCCACUGUGAAAAAUCUAGAACAAGAAGCUGAUCGACUGAUAGAUAAACUCAAACCCAUCAAGGAACUUGAGGAUAACCUAAAGAAAAACAUUUCUGAGAUAAAGGAACUGAUAAACCAAGCCCGGAAACAAGCUAAUUCUAUCAAAGUGUCUGUGUCUUCCGGAGGUGACUGCAUUCGAACAUACAAGCCGGAAAUCAAGAAAGGAAGCUACAAUAAUAUCAUUGUCAACGUAAAGACAGCUGUUGCUGACAACCUCCUUUUUUAUCUUGGAAGUGCCAAAUUUAUUGACUUUCUGGCUAUAGAAAUGCGUAAAGGCAAAGUAAGCUUCCUCUGGGAUGUUGGAUCUGGAGUUGGACGUGUAGAGUAUCCAGAUUUGACUAUUGAUGACUCUUACUGGUACCGUAUUGAGGCAUCAAGAACUGGGAGGAAUGGGACCAUUUCUGUGAGAGCCCUGGAUGGACCCAAAGCCAGCAUUGUGCCCAGUACCUACCACGCGGCGUCUCCCCCGGGGUAUACUAUCCUCGAUGUGGAUGCUAACGCGAUGCUAUUCGUUGGUGGCUUGACUGGGAAACUGAAGAAGGCCGAUGCUGUACGCGUGAUUACAUUCACGGGCUGUAUGGGAGAAACAUACUUUGACAGCAAACCUAUAGGGCUGUGGAAUUUCCGAGAAAAAGAAGGUGACUGCAAAGGCUGUACUGUCAGUCCUCAGGUAGAAGAUAGUGAAGGGACUAUUCAGUUUGAUGGAGAAGGGUAUGCAUUGGUCAGCCGCCCCAUUCGCUGGUAUCCCAACAUCUCAACUGUCAUGUUCAAGUUCAGGACAUUUUCUUCAAGUGCUCUCCUGAUGUACCUUGCCACACGAGACCUGAAAGAUUUCAUGAGUGUAGAGCUCACUGAUGGGCAUGUAAAAGUCAGCUAUGAUCUGGGUUCAGGAAUGGCUUCCGUUGUCAGCAAUCAAAACCAUAAUGAUGGGAAAUGGAAAUCCUUCACCCUGUCAAGAAUUCAGAAACAAGCCAACAUAUCAAUUGUAGAUAUAGCUACUAACCAGGAGGAGAGCAUAGCAACUUCAUCUUCUGGAAACAACUUCGGUCUUGACUUGAAAGCAGAUGACAAAAUAUAUUUUGGUGGUCUGCCAACACUGAGAAACUUGAGUAUGAAAGCAAGGCCAGAAGUAAAUUUGAAGAAAUAUUCUGGCUGCCUCAAGGAUAUUGAAAUUUCAAGAACCCCGUAUAACAUACUCAGUAGUCCUGAUUAUGUUGGUGUUACCAAAGGAUGUUCACUAGAGAACGUUUACACAGUCAGCUUCCCCAAGCCUGGUUUCGUAGAGCUUCCCCCUGUGCCAAUUGACGUAGGGACAGAAAUCAACCUGUCCUUCAGCACCAAGAACGAGUCUGGGAUCAUUCUCUUGGGAAGUGGAGGGACGCCACAACCUCGGAGAAAACGAAGGCAAACUGGACAGGCCUAUUACGCGAUAUUCCUGAACAAAGGCCGUCUGGAAGUGCAUCUCUCCAUGGGGACACGAACAAUGAGGAAAAUUGUCGUCAAACCGGAGCCGAGUCUGUUUCACGACGGGAGAGAACAUUCUGUUCAUGUCGAGAGAACUAAAGGCAUCUUUACUGUUCAAGUUGAUGAAGACAGAAGGCAUAUGCAAAACCUGACCAUAGAACAGGCGAUCGAAGUUAAAAAGCUUUUCGUCGGGGGUGCCCCACCUGAAUUUCAACCUCCCCCACUCAGAAAUAUUCCUCCUUUUGAAGGCUGUGUGUGGAACCUUGUUAUAAACUCUGUCCCUAUGGACUUUGCACAGCCUGUAUCCUUCAAAAAUGCAGACAUUGGUCAUUGUGCCCAUCAGAAGCCCCGUGAGGAUGACGAUGGAGCAGUGCCAGCCGAAAUAGUGACCCAGCCAGAGCCGGUCCCCACCCCCGCCUUCGCUACACCCACCCCAGUUGUGGCACAUGGUCCUUGUGCGGCAGAAUCAGCACCAGCUCUCUUGAUAGGGAGCAAGCAGUUCGGGCUUUCGAGAAACAGCCACAUUGCAAUUGCGUUUGAUGACACCAAAGUGAAAAACCGUCUCACCAUUGAGUUCGAAGUGCGAACGGAAGCUGACUCCGGCCUGCUUUUUUACAUGGCCCGCAUCAAUCACGCUGACUUUGCUACCGUGCAGCUGAGAAAUGGAUUGCCCUAUUUCAGUUAUGACUUGGGAAGUGGUGACACCAUCACCAUGAUCCCCAUCAAAAUCAACGACGGUCAGUGGCACAAGAUUAAGAUUAUGCGAAUUAAGCAAGAAGGAAUUAUUUAUGUAGAUGAUGCCUCCAACAGAACCAUCAGUCCCAAGAAGGCGGAUAUCCUGGAUGUUGUGGGAAUGCUGUAUGUUGGUGGGCUACCCAUCAACUACACUACCCGAAGAAUUGGUCCAGUGACCUACAGCAUUGAUGGCUGCAUCAGGAAUUUUCAGAUGGCGGAGGCCCCUGCUGAUCUUGAACAGCCAACCUCCAGCUUCCAUGUUGGAACAUGUUUUGCUAAUGCUCAGAAAGGAACAUAUUUUGAUGGAACAGGUUUUGCCAAAGCAGUUGGUGGAUUCAAAGUGGGAUUGGACCUUCUUGUAGAAUUUGAAUUCCGCACAACCAGAACCACUGGAGUUCUUCUGGGAAUCAGCAGUCAGAAAAUGGAUGGAAUGGGUAUUGAAAUGAUUGAUGAAAAGCUAAUGUUUCAUGUGGACAAUGGCGCCGGCCGAUUCACUGCAGUCUAUGAUGCUGGGAUCCCAGGGCAUUUGUGUGACGGACAGUGGCAUAAAGUCACAGCCAACAAGAUCAAACACCGCAUUGAGCUGACAGUAGAUGGGAAUCAGGUGGAGGCCCAGAGCCCAAACCAAGCAUCUACAUCAGCUGAUACAAAUGACCCUGUGUUUGUUGGUGGUUUCCCAGAUGGCCUCAACCAGUUUGGUCUAACAACCAACAUUAGGUUUCGAGGUUGCAUUCGAUCUCUGAGGCUCACCAAAGGCACAGGCAAGCCACUGGAGGUCAAUUUUGCCAAGGCCCUGGAGCUAUGGGGCGUUCAACCUGUAUCAUGCCCAGCCAACUAAUACAAAUAAGUUUAACUCCAAGAAAGGUCCUUCAAGUAUAUCAAGUAAAACAAAUAUAUCUUACCUAGAUGUGUUAUUAAAACUAAUCUGUGCAUGUAUAUUAAAUUCUUUCUGUACUCGGACGGUGCUAAGUCAGAUCUCAGA